Molecule: messenger RNA, 1691 nt
Organism: Cuscuta campestris
Lineage: Eukaryota; Viridiplantae; Streptophyta; Magnoliopsida; Solanales; Convolvulaceae
Source: the annotation of a GenBank genome assembly
CUUUCAGGCCCCCCCUCAUCAUACGACGCAGUUUCAGCCGCUCCAGCUCAUGCUUUUCUAAUUAUUUCCCUUCCGUCAACUCCAGCUCAUCAUUUGUAAUGCUCAUUAUGUAUACAUAUAAGAAGUAAUUGAACUAAGCUCUCGGAUGGAUGCUUCUCUUCUCUGAUGUUUUUCCUUCAAUUUGAGCUCUUAAGAUGAGCAAUCAUCCGGCCAAGCACGGAUUUGGAAAAGGAAAUUCUGGAAUGUAGCAAUGUACUGCAAUUCGAUCAAAUUUAGAUUCGUUUUUCGUGCCUCCCUGUGUGUGUGGGGUUGAUUUACUCUUUAGGGAUUCAUAGAAUUAUUGUUUAUAGUAUGAAGAAUUUCAACUGGUUCAAGCAAAUUGUGGCGAGUAACGGGAAGCUUGAGAGGCGGCUGUCGCUGGCAGAGUACAAGCGGGCAGCGUCAUGGUCCAAGUACCUCGUCUCCUCGGGGGCGGCGAUUAGGGAGGAAGGCGGCCAUGAGUGGAGCGCCGACAUGUCGGAGCUAUAUAUUGGGAACAAGUUCGCCUCUGGGCGGCACAGUAGGAUCUACAGAGGGAUUUACAAGCAGAGGGAUGUUGCAAUUAAACUCAUUAGCCAGCCUGAGGAGGAUGGGGAUUUGGCCUCUUUCCUCGAGAAGCAGUUCUCCUCUGAGGUUGCGUUGCUGCUUCGGCUCAGACAUCCCAAUAUCAUCACUUUUGUUGCGGCAUGUAAGAAACCCCCUGUGUUCUGCAUAAUCACCGAGUAUGUACCUGGAGGCUCCCUAAGAAAAUACCUACAUCAGCAGGAACCGUACUCCGUGCCUUUCGGCCUGGUGCUGAAGUUGGCGCUUGACAUUGCACGCGGGAUGCAGUACCUUCAUGCUCUGGGGAUACUCCACAGAGAUCUGAAAUCGGAAAAUUUGUUGCUUGAUGAUGAUAUGUGUGUGAAAGUCGCUGAUUUCGGGAUAUCGUGCUUAGAAUCCCAAUGUGGUAGUGCAAAGGGAUUCACCGGAACGUACCGUUGGAUGGCACCAGAAAUGAUCAAGGAAAAACCUCACACUAGAAAAGUUGAUGUCUACAGUUUCGGCAUAGUUCUUUGGGAACUCUUAACGGCAUUAACUCCAUUCGAUAAUAUGACACCAGAACAGGCAGCAUUUGCUGUCUGCCAAAAGAAUGCAAGACCACCAUUGCAUUCUGAGUGCCCAAUGGCAUUCCAGAAUCUUGUUAACCGGUGUUGGGCAAGUAAUCCUCGCAAGCGGCCACACUUCAAGGAAAUUGUAACAAUUCUUGAAGGUUAUGUAGAGUCAUUUCAACGCGAUCCAAGCUUCUUUUCAACGUACCAACCUUCCACGGAUGCACUACUGCCCUUGCGGUGCCUGACAAAAUGUAUGUCUACUAAUUGAUAUUGGAGGGUGCACGAACCAUACGUAUGUCUUCAACUCUUAUGUGUAGUUUAUCAAUUUUUUUGCCGCAUUUUUUGCCAGGCAACACAAAACCUUUUCUGCAAUGGCUAGUGUGUCUCAUAGUUUCCACUUUCUUUCGAAAUGUAUCUUUGUUGUCAAUGGGAGAGCACUUCAUUCGCGUUUAUUUGUUGAAUGUUUGGAAAUUAAGGACAUUUCCUAAUGUGUACUCUAGGUAUUUGUUACAUUUUCUCAUGUUAUAUAUGCCCACAAAAUUAAGGGCAUUUACUAAU